AUGGCCCAACCUGUCUCUUGUUGCUUGCCCAAGUUUGGCACGAGCACUCAUGGGCCAAGGCGGCCUGCUUCGUUGAGGAUCAGGACGAGUCCUUCCCAGACUCUCCAGUUGCUAGCCGCUUGGGACCAAUCCGAGUUAGAUUCUUUACUCAAGGCCACUUGGGCCUUGCUUCUUCAUCGCUAUACUGGCCUAGAGGACAUUUGCUUUGGUUACCAACCGAUUGGAGUUGAUGCCGGUCCCCGCGAUACUGUUACUUCUUCCGAUACCCAUAAUAAUAUUCCCUUAACUUUUAAUCUGACCAUUACCGAGGACGACUCUGUCCAUGCCAUUUUGCGCAACACGAAAAAGCAGAACGAAGCUGAGAAAUGCGGAAGUUCAAGCUCGAGUUGCCACAGUUAUACCCUGUGCAAUACCCUUCUAAUGCUGCGCAACUGUCGCAGUGUUACGAAAGACCCCAGAGCCCCUCUUGUGCAACCGGCCUUGGCAAUUCCCUUGCCCGAAAAGUGCCGCGUUAGGCUGCACGUCAAAGUCCUGCAGAAGGAUGUCGGUAUCUUCUUCGAAUGGUGGAACAAUGAUAUGUCCACUGAGCAUAUGAAGAGCGUCGCCGACUACUUCGAGCAGAUACUUUCACGCGUACUCUCGGCAGAAGAUACCGCCGCGAGGGACCUGAACCAUUUCUCAGAUCGAGAUUGGUCCAGAGUCUGCAAUUUCAACUCUACCAUCCCCCAGGCACAUGACCGCUGUAUACAUGAGGUCAUUCAUGAGCAAGUCCUGGCUCGCCCCGGAAGUGAAGCCGUUUGUGCGUGGGAUGGAAGUUUGACCUACCAAGAUCUGGAUCUCCUGUCAUCCCAAGUUGCUUAUCACCUUCAAGCACACGGAGUCGGCCCUGAAACAUGUGUCGCUCUGUGUUUCAACAAAUCAAAAUGGAAUGUAGUGGCAAUGCUGGGUGUUCUGAAAGCUGGCGGUGCUUUCGUCCCCCUUGAUCCAACACAUCCAACCUCUCGUUUACAGUCGCUGGUGCACGCUGUGCAAGCCAAGGUCAUGCUUUGCUCCAGAGACCGAAUAGGAGAAUUGAAUGGGGUAGCGGAGAUGAUAAUACCACUGGACCAGGCUAUCAUAGACGAAAUCUCCCUUCAAGCUGAAGAAAUCUACUCAUUGCCGGAUGUACAAGGUCACAAUGCAGCCUACGUGAUAUUCACUUCUGGAUCAACAGGAGAACCUAAGGGUACCAUGCUAGAGCACAGAGCCUAUGUAUCCGGAGCCGCUGCCCAUGCUGGACCGCACCAUAUGUUUUCGACUUCGCGCGUCUUGCAGUUUGCGGCACACACGUUUGAUGCCAGUCUUGUCGAGAUCUUGACUACCUUGUUGCAAGGCGGCUGUGUCUGUAUUCCAAGUGAAGAAGAACGCUUGAGUGACAUAGUCAAGGUCAUCAACGAGAUGAACGUAAACCAUGCUAUUUUGACCCCAUCCUUUGUUGAGUUCAUUGAUUCCUCGCAAGUCCCAGGUCUUGAGACCUUGAUUCUUGCUGGAGAGGCGAUGUCACAAGGCCAGCUGGAAACAUGGUCGUCCGCCCUCCACCUCAUCAACGCCUAUGGCCCCACAGAAAGCUCUGUCGCUGCCGUUGUUAACGCCAAAGUUACACCAUCUUCUGAUUGUCGGGAUAUUGGACUCCCCGUGGGCGUACGUUGCUGGGUUGUAGACCCGAGCAAUCAUGACCAAUUAGUACCCGUGGGUUGUCCGGGUGAAUUACUGCUUGAGGGACCGACGCUCGCUCGAUGCUAUCUCAACAAUCCUCAGAAGACAAGUGAAGCGUUCAUCCAUGAUCCAGCCUGGAUGAGAAGGGACGGUUUAAAUGACUGUAACCGGAGAGUGUACAAGACGGGUGAUCUGGUAAGAUACAACUCCGACUGUGGCUCACUGACGUAUAUAGGCAGAAAAGACACGCAGGUGAAGUUUCAUGGACAGAGACUUGAGUUGGGCGAGAUAGAAAACCAGCUGGCUGCCGACCCAAUUGUCAAACACUGUCUAGCUUUUCUUUCGAAGACAGGAUUCUCUGCAGGUAAAUUGGUGGCGGUCAUAUCCUUAUCUGUUCACUUCGAAUCUCAACCGGAAUCAAAUGCAGCGCCACUCAAGCUCCUCGAUACAUCGAAGAAGACCUCUAUCGUUGCAGAAGUUCGCGAGAGAUUAUCAGCUAAACUACCAACCUACAUGAUACCCUCCGUUUGGCUGUGUGUGGAGGCAUUGCCGUUGCUUCCGUCUGGGAAGCUGGACAGAAAGGCGACCGCAAGAUGGAUUGGAGAUAUGGAGCGAGACCCGUAUGCUCAAGCUAUAAGCGCCAGGACUUUGUCUGCGGAUAAAGCCACACUUCCCUCGAGUGCCACGGAGGACAAACUCGCUGCGAUCUGGAGCCGGGUUCUCAAUAUCCCCCGAAGCCAACUUGCCCUUGACGAAGGCUUUUUGAGUCUAGGUGGAGACUCUAUUGCCGCCAUAACGUGCCUCGGGUAUUGCAAGAAGCAAGGAAUGGGCUUGACGGUACAAGAGGUGCUUCAUAGCAAGUCAAUCAAGGAGCUGGCUACUCGGGUAAAACAGAUCGAUCAAUUUGUUGUGUACGAAGAAAAGAUCGAUGAGCCCUUUGACCUUUCACCAAUCCAGAAGCUUCACUUCAUGGUCCGAAACGAGGGCCAAGGCCACUUCAACCAAAGCAUUCUUACACGCCUGAACCGGCACAUUGAUGAGCAUAGCAUGCGACGUGCAGUUGAGACCAUUAUCAAUCGUCACUCUAUGCUCCGCUCUCGCCUGGUCGAAUCAGAUGUUGAGGGGAUAAUGCGGCAACGAAUAACUCAAGAUGUAGCAGGGUCUUACCGUUGGCGUUCUCACAACAACAGCAACCGAAGCGAGGUCGACCAUGCCAUCUCGAACAGCCAGUCAUGUAUCAAUGCCUUCGUUGGCCCCGUACUUGCAAUAGAUGUCUUCUAUGGAAAUGACCAUUCCCGCCUGCUGUCACUCGUGGCUCAUCACAUGGUAGUCGACAUUGUUUCGUGGAGGAUUAUUUUGGAAGACUUGGAAGACCUACUGAUGAACCCCGAUCAACCGAUAUCGCAGAACGGCUCCCUUCCGUUUCAGAACUGGUGCCAAAUUCAAGCAGAUCGUUGUCAAGAAGCGACAGCUGAACGAACCAUGGAUCUGCCUGAAGUUCCCGCACCCGAUUUUGCUUACUGGGGACUAAAAAGCCACCAAACCACCUAUGGCGAUGUGGAUUGUGAAACGUUCGAUCUUGACAGUGAUAUUACUCGCCACAUACUGACUGGGUGCCACGAAAGUCUUCAAACAGAGCCAAUCGAUCUUUUUCUAGCAGCUUUGCUACACUCCUUCGGCGAAACGUUCAAAGACCGAUCAUUGCCAGUUAUAUACAAUGAGGGACAUGGGCGAGAAGUCUGGGACUCAUCAAUAGACAUCUCUCGCACUAUCGGCUGGUUUACCACACUGUAUCCCAUUCUUCUAUCGGAACUUCCUGCAAAAGAUCCAACCGAAACGGUUGUACGUGUUAAGGAUUUGCGACGUUGUGUUCCGGACAAUGGUCGACAUGAUUUCGCUCGUCGUAUGUUGGUUCCACGUGAAGAUGGGACUUGUCGGCACUAUAGCCCCAUGGAGAUGUCUUUCAACUAUGUGGGCCAGCACCGUGACCUACAGAGAAAGGAUGGGCUCUUCCAACUCAUGGAUCAGAUGGCUGGAGAAACAGGCCGCGGAGGUGCAGCAGCUGAUUUUGGUGAAGAAACUCCUCGCUUUGCACUGUUCGAGAUAUCUGCGAUGGUUGUGCAGGGUCAACUUCGCUUUAUCUUCUCCUUCAAUAGGAAUAUGCAGCAUCAGAAUGGAAUCCGUAACUGGGUACACUGCUGCAAAACAUUACUGGCAUCCCUGGGCGAACGCUUACAGGCUCUCCCACCCAAACCCACGCUAAGCAGUUUCCCCAUGUUAACAUUGACAUAUACCGAACUCGAUGCGUUGGUGUCGAAAAAGCUACCGGAUGCCGGUAUUCAUAGUCUUGAUGAUGUUGAGGACAUCUAUCCUUGCUCCAGAAUGCAGCAGGGCAUUCUACUCAGUCGCUCUCGCGAUAGCUCACUUUAUGCUGUACAUGAUACAUUCGAAAUAUCCGGGCCAGGAAGCACACCCGACAUCAACCGAUUGAUACUUGCCUGGCAGAAAGUCGUUGCUCACCAUGCAAUGCUACGGACUAUCUUUCUGGAGGGGUUGAGCAGCCACGACCUACAUUGUCAAGUGGUACUCAAGUCGUUCGAUUCCCGCCCAACUUACGUCGUAUGUGCGAAUGAAAGCGAAGUGCUACCUACAUUUGACAAACAGCAACCGAUGAGCUACGAUAAUAAUAUACCUCCUCAUCGGCUUACAAUCUGCCAAACGGCUUCUGGGAAGCUGUUUUGUCGACUGGAGCUGAACCAUGUCGCCAUGGAUGGUGCAUCAAUCUCCAUCAUCCUUCGGGAUCUGCAAUUAGCGUACCAAGGAAAGCUCGAAGAACCAAAGCCGAAGUUCAAAGAGUAUAUACGCUACCUUCGUGAGGUUCCCCAAGUCGCAAGUCUUGACUACUGGCGCAAUUAUUUGUUGGAUGUCCAACCUUGUCAUUUCCCCGUGCUCAAUGACGGCAAAGGCUGUGUAAGGCAGCUUCGGACCAAGAGAUUGGCCGGUGUGCCAUUCAAAGAGCUACGAAACAUCUGCGAUAUGAAUGGACUGACCCUUCCGACUGCCUUUAGUGCUGCAUGGGGAUUAACGGUUCGCUCUUUUUGUAGAUCAGAUGACAUCUCCUUCACCUAUCUUGCAUCACUAAGAGAUGUCCCAGUAGAGGGCGUUGAAUCUGUUGUUGGACCUGUCAUCAAUACCCUGACCUGUCGUAUGCUGUUUGCUAAAGGAACGUCACUGAAGGAGAUCCUCGCAAAAGUUCAACAGGAUAACCUGGACAAUUUGCCGCACAGGCAUAUCUCACUCACGGAGAUCCAGCAAGCUUUGGGACUAACGGCCUCAUUGGCUAAUAGUGGUAUCUCUUACCGGAAGCUUCCCAAUCAGAAUGCUUUGUCAAGCGAGGAGAUACAGUUCUCUGAAGUGGGGACAAUUCACGACCCGGCAGAGUCGCCCAUCUUUGUCAAUGUUGAAGCUACAGAAGACGACGCACGUAUCGACCUUAACUACUGGACAGACCACCUGUCGGACGGGCAAGCAGAGAAUGUCGCGAGCACAUUCCUUAAAUCGGUUGAAAAUAUUGUGCAUCACUUUGAGGAUGACGCCCAUUCAAUUGACAACUUUAGCGACGCGAACAGACAAAGCCUAAUGCUUUGGAAUAGCGAAGUCCCAGAGUCCAUCGACAAAUGCAUGCAUGAGAUAGUUGAUGAGUGUUCGAAAUCCCACCCUCACACCAUGGCAAUUUCUGCUUGGGAUGGAAACCUCACUUAUGCUAAGCUCAAUGAAUUGUCAUCUCUACUUGCAACGUACUUGACAACACUAGGGGUGGGCACCGGAACAAUCGUGCCCCUUGAUCUCGCUAGAUCCUCCUGGCAAGUUGUAGCCAUCUUGGCAGUCAUGAAGACAGGUGGUGUAUGUGUUCCGGUGAACCCAGCCCGACUGCCACAACAUUUCGAGACUUGGCUCGUCGACAAUGAGAUCCAGGUUGCCCUAGCAUCACCGACUCAAAUGCAACUACUCGAAGGGGCCGUUCCAUAUGUAAUUUCCGUGGAGAGCUCUCUGUUUGAAUACCUUUCAGACAGUGAUGCAGUUUCAAGCUCGCCAAUUCAGCCAUGCAGCGAUGCAUAUAUCGUGUUCGGCGCUGAGAGUCCCAAGUGCAUCUUGAUUGACCAUCGUGCAAUGACAACCCGGGCAAGCGCGUUCGCUUCAGGUCUUGGACUAAAUGCACGAACAAAGAUGCUCCAAUACGCUCCCUAUACUUCUGACAUGUUCCUUCAAGAAGUCUUCGGCACGUUCCUGUGCGGUGGGUCUAUCUGCAUUCCGUCAGAUGAAGACCUGGCAGACCUGUCAAAAACCAUCAAGACAAUGCAGGCGAACUGUGUCAGUAUCACACCUUCAACGGCGAUGACUCUAAGAUCCGCAGAGGAUCUGGGGAUAGAGGUCCUUGCUUUAUGGGGUGAACACCCGACCAAGCAACUUCUUACCGCCUUGCCUGGAGGAAUCCAAGUGCAUGCAUUCUAUGGAACGCCAGAAUGCUCAUCUUCUUGCAUUCGAUCCCCUCAGCUUGACGGAUUAUGCGAAUCGUCAAUUAUUGGGUCAAGUAUUGGAUGUAAAUCUUGGCUUGUAGAUCCCUCCGAUCACGAUAUUUUGGUUCCGAUCGGCUGCGUUGGCGAACUGAUGAUAGAAGGCCCAAGUCUUUCUCAUGGCUACUAUCAAGAUGCGGAACUCACGCAACAAUAUUUCGUCGAAAAUCCCAUGUGGAGACUGGCUUACGAAUCUCAGCCACCAUCAGACAAAGACAAGAACACGGACGCCCAGAAGCUGUCCUAUCGAUUGUUCAAGACUGGAGAUCUUGCUCGCUACAACUCCGAUGGCACACUCGUUUACGUUGGUAAGAAAGAUAGAGCAUUGCAUUGGCAGCGACAGACAGCGGCCAUCUACAUCGAAGAGCAAAUCGCAUCCCUCUCAUCCUUCAAUGUCCAGUAUGUCGUUGAGGAGAUCAGCAAGAGCAGUGUCGAUUCUGCCCGAUCGUCUCUGGCCAUCUUUUUCUCUGAUGAGGCCGUCGACUCCAACGGACACCACCAGCCUAUUGCACAAUUGUCACCUGAGCUGCACGGCUCAAUGAUCAGGCUGUAUAAAAAGCUGUCGAGCUCCUUGCCAGCGAAUUCUGUCCCAAGACUGUAUUUUCCGACGUCUAGCAUACCACUGAACUCGUUCGGUAAGCUGGACCGCCAGCUGCUGAGAAAUGCAGCUCAAAAUCUGCCAGAAGAAUUGCUGUCUAGAUUCGACAUCAAAAGCUUUGACAGCUUCUGGAAAGGGCAGCUGGCCACAUUGGCGCUUUCGCCAGUGUUCCCGUCACCCCGUGGCUCUUCGUCUCAGCGGAGCACACCGGUCACCAAGCAAGCAACAAAAAACAUGCAGAUGGUCUGGUGUGAUACACUCAGAUCAAUGACCGAAGGUACACGAUGUGCUAUCCUUUCUGCAUGGGCUCUUACUAUUCGCGGCUACACCAGCUCCCGUGAUAUUGUUUUUGGGGAGUUGCUGUCAGAAGUUGAAUUGGCCUCCACUGAGCGUCAGGACAAUUAUACGCAAGCUGCAACUAUCGUUCCCCGACGCUUCCAACUCAACGAUGAUUGGACCGUUACUGAGUUACUGAGCAGGGUGAAGAGUCAACUGGAGUCAGCUAAGCCCUACCAAUGGGCUGGAAUAAGUCAAAUUCAGAAAUUGAACGCUGAUACGGCGCGCGCCUGUGACUUCAGGAACUUGAUCUCUAUAACGGACAAUCGUGGCCUUGAACCAAGACUAGUACCCAUGAAACAGCAUGACAGCAAUCUUCCCGGUUAUCCUUUGAUGGUUUAUUGUAUCCUUGGAGAUGCUACGCUCGAACUCUUGAUUAGUUACAAUGACAGCACUUUAACAGGCACCCAGAUCGAGCGACUGGCUGCCCAAUUCUUCGCUUGUGUUGGACUUCUUAACUCCAAGGCUAGCAUGAACAAGACAAUCGGUGUCUUGUCCAGAGACAACAUGGACUUUUGCUCCUUCCGCCAUGAUGUUGCCUACUGGAAAAACUAUUUGGAGGAUGUUGAAGCUUGUCUUUUCCCGGCACUACGUACAAGUGCGGAGGAAAAUACUCAUGCUGAGACCCAGAUAAUACUCCAGAACACCAAGCAUCUACAUGAUCUCAGUGAACGUGAACGUCUCAGCAAAAGCUCACUUCUUCAGCUUGUUUGGGGCUUGGUUCUGCGAUGCUACACAGGCCUACAAGAUGUGUGCUUCGGAUAUCACAUUUCAGAUGCAAGCGACAGAUCUGCCAAGCCUGGAGUUGCGAAUAAGCCAGAUAUUUCAGGUACAUUCCCGUGCAGAAUGCUCUUGAAUGGUGAAUCUAGGGUUGCGGAAAUUUUGAGAGAGCGACUGCAAGGACUGAAUCACAUGCAGCAGCAUCGGUUGCCGUGGGAUGAAGUCCAGCAAGAGCUUGGGUAUAGCGACAUUUUCAAUACCGUUUUCACUUGUUCAGAACAAUCAAGUGACGCAGUGAAUGUGGCUGGUCUCGCUGAUCUUGAUCCGAGCAAAUACCUGAUUACCGUCAACGCCACUCUAGCAGAAUCAUCAGGAGUCAUUAGGUUCGGCUAUCAAAGGAGGCACUUCUCAGAAACCGACAUGGAAGGCGUCCUUGAUUGUUUUAAUAAUAUUCUGGGACAGUUACUCCAAUUCCCUCUUCCGGAUCUUUUGGUAGGCGAGGUUGACUUUGUGAGUGAGCUUUCCUGCCAGAAGAUAUCUGAGUGGAACUCGGCGUUGCCAGACCGUCCAGUGCUAUGCGCGCAUGAGCUCAUCCAACAGCAAGCUUUGGAUCGUGCUUCGGCUCCUGCAAUUUGUUCUUGGGAUGGCAACUUCACACAUGCACAACUUGACCGAUUGUCGACUCUCCUAGCAAACCAGCUAGUGGGGCUAGGGGUCAAGCCCGACACCUUUGUUGCAUUGUUUUUCGAAAAAUCCGCAUGGGCGGUUGUUGCGCAGGUUGCUGUUUUGAAAGCUGGAGGAGCCUUCGCUUCAUUAGAUCCAGCUCACCCAGAAAGCCGCCUACAAGGCAUGAUCGAUGAUCUUGGCGCUCAGGUUAUUCUUUGUUCUGAGACACACUACGAGAGAGCCUCCAGCAUCUGUCGUCGCGCAAUGAUCGUAAGCAAUAGCGCACUUGAACAACUUCACCACUCACCCUUUGCUGCUCCGACCCAAGAGGUAACCGCUGAUAACGCAGCCUACGCCAUAUUCACAUCGGGAACCACAGGGAAACCCAAGGUGACAGUACUUGAGCAUGUUGGACUUACUCUAGCCUGCACAGAGCUCUCCAGGGCCUUCUUCAUAAGUUCAGAAACACGCGCUCUGCAGUUCUCAAGCUAUACAUUCGACGUCAGCAUAUUGGAAACUAUCAUAGUCCUUGCUGCUGGUGGCUGCAUUUGUAUCCCUAGCGAAGAUGAGCGCAUGAACAAUCUUUCUGGAGCCAUCAGAAAGAUGAACGUCAACUUCAUGAGCUGUACUCCAUCUAUCGUUAAUACCAUGGACCCCAAUGCUGUUCCUUCAUUGCAAACAAUAACUCUCGGAGGAGAAAAAAUGACUGCAAGCCAUUUUGAGCGAUGGGCUGACAGGUGUGUUAUUAACGCGUACGGUCCGUCAGAGGCUACUGUCGCCUUUACGUCAAGCACGAAAUACGACCAUGCAGGAGUACGCCUUACUGAUGACUAUGGUUCUAUUGGCACUGCUAUUUGUGGCAGGACAUGGAUUGUUGAUCCCCAAAAUCACAAUCGACUUGUGCCCAUCGGCGCACCCGGAGAGCUCGUUCUUGAGAGUUGCACUGUUGCUCGUGGGUAUCUCAAUAAUGACGAGAAAACCAAGGCUGUUUUCAUCCGGGACCCGGAGUGGACUCAGCGUGAAGGGCUACAGCAUGUGUUGAGGCGCAAAGAACGGAUGUAUCGCACGGGAGAUUUAGUGCGCUACAACUCCGACGGCUCGAUUGCUUUCAUUUCGCGAAUUGAUACACAAGUGAAAUUGAACGGUGUGCGCAUCGAAUUGGAAGAAGUUGAGCAACAAUGCAACAACUAUCUUUCGACAGAUACUCAGGUUGCCGUUGAGGUUGUUACUCCAGAGGCCAAAACUAUAUCAAAAUGCUUGGCUGUCUUCUUCACCAUUGACGAGCACCAAAUGAAAGAUAUGGCGAAUGGUGAAUUCAUUCUGCCCAUGUCAGAGUCUGUAGUUCACAUGGUCAAGAAGCUACACGGUUCCCUAAGCGCUUCAUUACCGCUAGCUAUGGUGCCCAAGCUUUACUUCCCCAUGCGGCGCCUGCCGUUUGGAAGCACUGGCAAAACUGAUCGCAAAGCACUUCGAGCAAUGGUCGAUACAUUUACCAAGGAACGCUUGAGACCAUAUGUUAUCUUCAAUGUUGGCGCAGAAGAACGCUCCGCUGUGGGAACGGAAGGGACAGAUGGCGUUCUCAAGACGCUAUGGGAGGAAGUCCUUAACCUUGCGCCAGGUUCUAUCAGUGCCGAAGACAACUUCUUCGGCAUGGGUGGCGACUCGUUUUCUGCUAUGAAACUAGUCGUAGCCGCGGCAUCCCAGAAUAUUUCACUUGCAGUGGCCGACAUAUACCGAACUCCUAUUUUCAAAGACAUGGCAAAGAGAUGUGGAGCGGGUGAGGUUAAGACUGGCGUACCAACAGUGGACCCUUUCAGCAUGCUGCCUGAAUCUCUUUCACGCGAUGAUAUUCUGGAGGAAGUCUCUGACCAAUGUGGUGUGCCUAUGGAUCGAAUUGCGGACAUCUACCCUUGUAGUCCGGUGCAAGAGGGUUUGCUCACACUUUCUAUCAAGCAACCCGGAGCCUAUGUCGCUCGACCUGUGUUCCAACUCGCAGAGGGAGCUGACCUUGACAAGUUUAAAGCUGCUUGGCAAAAGGUGGUUAAUGAAAUGGAUAUUCUUCGGACUCGGGUAGUACACACCGAGUCCGCCAACUUUGUCCAGGCAGUGCUCACUGAUGUCCCUAUCCUCUGGGAAACGGCAACGGACUUGGAUGAUUUAGCAAACGACACCAUUGACCUAGCCAAGAAUAACGGGGGCUUGCUAAUCGGAUACGCCAUUGUCGAGUCCGGACACUCGCGCUCCUUCGUUUGGACCAUACACCACGCUCUCUAUGAUGGAUGGAGUGUGUCCCAGAUCCUUCAAAGAGUUGAGGAGAUAUACUCGGGUGCUUCAAAACUUAGCUCGACGCUUCCUUACAAGCUCUUUAUCAAUCACCUGGUCCAGCAAGAGGCUCAUUCCUCGGACGAAUUCUGGAAGACGCACCUCGCGGCCCUGUCUUCAUGUCCUUUCCCCCAGAACAAGCCGUCACCUGAUACCAUUCGCGUCGGCAAUCGGCAUUACAGCUCGCUUGAGAUUUCUCGUGCACCAAGUGGGCCUAAGUUGACCGUUCCUGAAAUGAUACGAGCUGCAUGGGCACUAAUUGUAUCCGUCCACACCGGUUCCGGAGAUGUCUGCUUCGCUGAAACCCUAAUGGGUAGAAAUAUUGAUAUGCCUGGGGCUAUGGAAGUUGCAGGACCUCUUUUGACCACGGUGCCUAUACGGAUGGCUGUCAACAACGAGCUCUCGAUUAUCCAGUACCUCGAUAAUGUGCGCCAGCUGACCACAAUGAUGCUGCCGCAUCAACAUUCUGGGCUCCAGAGGAUCCGCAAGCUAAGCAGAGACACUGCCCUUGCUUGCGAAUCCCAAAAUCUACUGGUUAUUCAAUCAGAACAGGCCCAUUCGAACACAAGUAUCUGGGAGCAAAAGGAUAACCUGACUGAAGGCGAAUUUUUCACCCACCCAAUUGUUGUCGAAUGCAAGGUUGGCGAAUCGCAGGUGGCCGUAACCCUUCAUCACGAUGAGCUUGUUUUCGACAGUUGGCAGGCUAAGAUGCUCAUUGAACAGUUUACCUUCGUUUUGAGUCAACUGUUAUCAAUCUCCAAUGAAGAAUCCAGAAAGAUCGGAGAGCUAGAGGUUUCCAGUUCUCGGGAUAAGGAAGAAAUUGCUCUCUGGAAUGAGAGGAACCUGACUUGCAUAGACAGAUGUGUUCAUCAUAUCAUUGAGGAGAAAGCAUCCCUCCGACCUCAAGCCCAAGCCGUCUGCUCCUGGGAUGGACAACUAACUUACCAGGAGCUUUACCAGCUUGCUUCUUCGUUUGCAGCUUACCUAAAAACUCGUGGCGUCGGUCCGGAGACUUUGGUUCCGAUCUGUAUGGACAAGUCUUUGUGGGCCAUUGUCACAAUACUGGGUGUCCUCAUUGCGGGUGGAGGAUAUGUCCCCCUUGACCCUGCUCACCCAACGUCAAGGCACAAGGAGAUUCUGACAGAAGUCGAAGCCCGUGUCGUUCUCUGUUCUCCCAAGUAUCAAAGUCGGUACACUGGCUCUGUGAAAGCAAUCAUCCCUGUCAGCAAAGAGACGAUCAAGGCGUAUUGUGCUCUUAAAACGGCAACCGCUAAGACUACUAACAACGCUACACCCGAAAACGUUGCAUUCGCUAUCUUUACCUCUGGCAGCACUGGCCGUGCUAAGGGUAUUAUCAUCAACCACAAGGCACUUGCCAGCAGCGGCAUGGCAUUCGGGCCCAUGGUGCACCUUGACGAGAAUUCUCGAGCUUUCCAAUUUGCCUCUCUUACUUUUGAUGCUGCUGUCAUGGAAACACUCGUCACCUUGAUGCACGGCGGUUGCGUGUGCAUUCCAAGCGAAGAUGAACGCUUGAAUGAUGUUGCUGGCGCUAUUCGUCGGAUGAAUGUCUCUUGGUCAUUCCUGACUCCAUCCAUAGCCAGUAUCAUUGAACCGUCAUCCGUUCCAUCUCUGAGGGAUCUUGUGUGUGGUGGAGAGAAGAUGUCUCGCGAAGUCAUCACCAAAUGGGCACAUCGGGUAAACCUGAUGAAUGGAUAUGGUCCAACUGAAACUACUAUCUUCGCGGUUAUCAACACAGAUGUUGCUGCCAAUCCGGAUCCCGCCUGUAUCGGCCAUGGCAUUCCUUGCACCCUAACCUGGGUUGUCGAUCCUGAUGACCACAACAAACUAACUCCUCUAGGGGCUGUUGGUGAGCUGGCACUGGAAGGCCCCGCACUUGCCAGGGAAUACCUCAAGAACCCCAAGAAGACAGCAGAGGCUUUUGUGGAUGAGCCGGAGUGGAUUAAGGCCUUCCCUAGUGUCCUACCUUCGCCCAGAAGAAUAUACAAGACUGGAGAUCUUGUCAGAUACAACUCUGACGGUUCCAUUCAAUACAUCAGCCGCAAGGACCAUCAAGUCAAGCUUCACGGGCAGCGCAUGGAGCUUGGAGAGAUUGAGCACAGACUAUAUGAGGACCCGCGAGUCCGCCACGCUGUGGUCUUACUGCCAACGGCAGGACCCCUCAAACAGCGGUUGGUCACCGUUCUUUCACUGAAUUCUGUAACUGCGGAGAAAAGCAUCAUCUCAGACAAUGCAUGUGAACUUGUCAAUCGCGGCGGAUCUGCACGGGCAGCAUACCAGGAGCUCGUUGCUAUCCAGAAGAGCUUAGAGACACAGCUACCAAUCUACAUGGUUCCACAGGCUUGGGCUCUGAUCAAGCAGCUCCCAAUGCUCGUGUCUGGUAAGCUAGACAGGAAGCGAAUCACAGCUUGGCUGGAGAAUGUUGAUGAUGCUGCUUAUGAUCGCAUAAUGGAGGAUUACGAUAACAUAAAACGUGGGGAUGUCGAGCAAGACGAGGAGAAAGAGGAUGACCAAGAGACUUCUGUCAAGCUUCUUCAGGAAGUCUUUCCCCAGGUUCUCAACUUACCAUCUCACAAGGUGGGCUUGGACAGGUCAUUUGUGAGCCUAGGUGGUGAUAGUAUCACUGGAAUGGCUGUCAUUUCUCGAGCGCGUAAACAUGGACUCACGCUGACCCUCCACAAUGUGCUUCAGUCGAAGUCGAUAAAGGAGCUUUCUCUAGCUGCUCAGACAAGCGUCAAGACAGUGAAAAGAGAGGAGAAGCCUCAUGAAUACUUCGAACUGUCUCCGAUCCAGGGAUUGUUCGUUCAAACAACAACAAAUUUUCGGGAUUCUUCUCGCUUUAACCAAAGCAUGACAGUUCGCGUUACUCGAAGGGUCGAGCCAACUAGAAUGCAAAGCGCCAUCAAGGCUGUUGUUGAACAGCACUCCAUGUUCCGAGCACGGUUGUUCAAGUCUCGCGACGGAAAGUGGAAGCAGAAGAUCAGCGAUGAUGUUGAUGCCUCAUACCGCUUCCGUCAUCAUAUGGUGGAAAAUAAAGAUGCCAUUCUCCCCAAGAUCGCCGAGUGUCAACGGUCUGUAGAUGCUCAACAUGGACCCAUCGUUGCUGCAGACAUGUUCCAAGUACGCAGCGGCAUCACAAUACUUUUCCUGGUGGCCAGUCAUUUAUGUGUUGACAUGGUAUCCUGGCGUAUUGUCCUCCAGGACAUUCAAGAUUUCCUCGAUGCUGGAUCAUUGUCCCCGGAGAAGCCUCUGUCAUUCCAAGCUUGGUGCAACCUUCAGCUUGAACAAAGCAAGAAACCAAAUGGCAGAGUCCAGCUGCCUUUUUCUAUUCAGCCUCCUGACCUGAAAUACUGGGGCAUGGAGCAGUCCCAGAAUCUCUAUGGGGAUGUCAAGAUGGAAGGGUUCACGCUUGAUGCCGCAGUCACGACACAAAUCCUCACAGCCUGCAAUAAGGUUCUACGCACUGAGGCUAUUGAAGUCAUACUCUCCGCUGUUAUUCACUCUUUCCGUCGCACGUUUACUGAUAGAGAAAUGCCGACUAUUUACAACGAGGGCCACGGUCGCGAGGCGUGGGACAGCUCUAUCGAUCUCUCAAGAACGGUGGGCUGGUUCACGACUAUGUGUCCACUGCAUGUUGGUGAAGGGUCGGAUCUACUUGACACUUUGAAGCGUGUCAAAGACACAAGGCGUCACCUCAGCAGUAAGAGCCGGUCAUACUUUGCGGAAAGCCUGCUUCAGCCGGAAGGUAAAGAGGGCGAUGCUUUCCCUGUCCCGCUCGAGAUUCUGUUCAACUACCUUGGCCAGCUGCAACAGCUAGAGCGCGAUGAUUCGCUUUUCCAACAUUAUGGUGAAGCCUUCAACGCGGAGACCUUCGAGAUGACAGGGGACAUGGGCUCAAAGACACCUCGGUUUGCUCUCUUCGAGAUCUCGGCGCUUAUAAUCAAGAACAAGCUUCAGGUAUCGUUCACUUACAAUAAGCACAUGCAGAAAGAACAGCGGAUCAAGGGCUGGAUAUCUGAGUGUAAACGAGUGCUGGAGCAUAUGUCUCGUUUCGAGAGCUUCACAUCUGAGCCGACACUCAGCGAUUGUCCCUUACUCCCCAUCACUUACGAAGGCCUGAACAACAUGGUCAAGAGAGCAUUCCCAAAGAUUGGAAUUGAUAGCUGGGAUCAGGUUGAGGAGGUUUAUCCCUGCUCCCCAGUACAAGAAGGUAUCCUUCUUAGUCAGCUUCGAGACCCGGAGGAAUACCUGUUCCAUGUCAUCUUCGAAGUGCACCCAUCCAAGGGUAGCAAGGUGGAUACAAGCAAGCUUCGAAAGGCAUGGUCCAUGGUUGUCAGCAGGCACCCUAUCUUACGGUCUGUCUUCAUUGACAGCAACUACAAAGGCGGAUCUUUCGACCAGGUAGUGGUCAAGUCACUCGACGAUGAGGUCAUUGAGUUCCAGUGCCCUGAGUCGGAUGCAUUGGGUACACUUGGGGAAAUAAAGCUGCGCGAUAUCAAUGCUGAGAGAUCGAUGAAGCUCGCCCACCAGAUGACCCUCUGCAAAACAACUUCUGGGCGAGUCCUGUUCAAGAUUGAGAUGAACCAUGCCAUUAUCGAUGGCGGGUCGGUUGACCUGCUUCUUCGGGAUCUCGCCCUCGCAUACAGUGAUCAGCUUUCUGCCGGAACCGGUCCACGUUUUAGUGAUUAUGUCAAGUAUAUCAGGGAACAAUCCCAGGGAGAAGCUGUGGCACACUGGGUGAAGUAUCUCUCUGGCGUACGACCUUGUCACCUCCUGGUAUCUUCCAAAAAGAGUGGUAGCCACCAGCUCGGCGAGCGCAUGAUAUCUUUCAAGCGCUUUUCUGAGUUGCAAAGAUUCUGCGAGGAAAAUUCCGUCACACUCGCCAACUUGACCCUCUGUGCCUGGGCAAUUGUACUCCGGAAUUGUACAGGAUCUGAUGAUGUCUGCUUCGGAUAUCCGUCUGCUGGUCGUGACUCCCCUGUUCCUGGGAUCCAAGAUGCGGUCGGUAUCUUCAUCAACAUGUUGUGCUGUAGAGUCAAAUUCUCUCCCGGACAAACUCUUCUUGAGAUUGCCAAGAAGGUACAGGAUGACUUUGUCAGGAAUGUGCCGCAUCAACACUGCUCUCUGGCUCAGAUCCAGCAUGAGCUUGGAAUGCAUGGAGAGACGCUCUUCAACUCAACUCUUUCCAUUCAGAAUCGCUCUGCCAACAAAGGCACUGGAAAUUUGCCGCUCGACUUCGAAGCCCAAAAGGCCCAUGACCCGACUGAGUAUCCUGUUACUGUAAAUGUGGAGACUACCAAGGGCAAGGAGGGAGUUUUGCUGAGGUACUGGAGCAACGCAGUGACCGAAGCACAAGCAAAGGAGCUAGCGGCAGCUGUUACCAAGGUCUUCACAUGCUUCAUCGAGGAGCCAUCCAAGUUGGUAUCGAGCUUGAACCUCCUUAACAAGCUACCGCGGAACCGUUCGCAGCACACCCACAGAGAGCCCCUCAUUUUGGACCAAUUGAUUGACAGUCAGGUCCUACAGAAACUAAUUGACGAUCGCGUGAAUGAGAUAAUCAGCCAGAUGCUGAAGGAAGGCAAGCUCGCCAUACCCCUUCCUGAUCAGAAGACUAGAUACUCGAACAGCUCUGUUCAACUCAAGAUGGUCGAGGCUUCGCUCCAGGAGGAUCCCAUAAUAGACGAAAAGGAUCUUGCAAACUCAACACCAUCCCUAACAGAUGAUGGCAGAAGCUCAAGUGACAAUGAUAGGCGCCUUUGGGACCUGUGGAAGUCGACAUUAGGGCUAUCUUCAGACAUUAUCCAAUACCGGAGUAGCUUUUUCAAGCUAGGCGGUGAUAGUAUUACAGCAAUGAAGAUGGUCAGCGCUGCACGAGAAGAGGGCUUGCAAAUGACAGUGGCGGAUGUGUUCAACAACCCGAUCUUCGAGGACAUGCUGGCUACGAUUACUCCGAGCAGCAGCCCGACCUCAAACGCCGAUACCCAGUGCGCAAACAACAUUGAAAAACUCCUGGAGGCUGAUGAUGCUCUUCCAGAUGCUACCCCACCGCAGGAUAUCUCGGUGCUUAGGCCAAUGCAGCUCGAUGCCAUGUCUCUGCUUGAUGUCAUCUGCCCUAAGAUAGGGGUGUUCAAAGGAGGAAUUGCUGAUGUUCUCCCUGUUACGGACUUCCAAUCCAUGUCGAUCGCUGCCACGCUCUUCGGAUCGAGGUGGAUGCUGAACUAUUUCUUCCUCGAUGGAAGUGGUCCUCUAGACCUUCGACGACUGAGGGAAAGCUUCUUGAGGGUGGUCGAUGCUUUCGAUAUCCUUCGGACUGUUUUUGUCUGCCACCACGGGCAGUUCUUCCAGGUGGUGCUGAGAAAAGUCCGACCGGAUAUUUUUGUGCAUGAGACGGAGCAGAGUCUAGAUGAGUACACCAACGGCUUACAAAAACGGGACCGCGAACAAGAUCCACGCCAAGGUGAGCAGUAUGUGCAGUUCUACGUUGUCAAGAAAAAGAAUAGCGACCAGCAUCGCAUCUUGAUCAGGAUGUCGCAUGCCCAAUUCGACGGCGUUUGUCUGCCAAAAAUCAUGAACGCAAUCAAGCUGGGAUACGAGGGCAGCACCCUACCUCCAGUCUUCUCCUUUUCGAACUAUAUGCGGAUGCUUCCUGGAAACAUCACCCCGGCACACUACCACCACUGGUCAACAAUUCUCAAGGGCUCUAAGAUGACCGAUAUCAUUCGGCGCACGCAGCCUAAUACCUUCAUGCAUAUUGGUGCUUUCGCUGAGCAGAAGAAGACUAUAAUGAUACCCUCAACCGCCAUAGGAAAUGUCACCCUCGCGACCGUUAUGCAGUCUGCAUGGGCGGUGACUUUGGCAAAACUGACUGCCCAGUCGGACGUGGUCUUCGGGCUUACAGUCAACGGCCGUAACGCCAGUGUUCCUGGUAUUGAGACCCCUGUUGGGCCCUGUCUUAACAUUCUUCCCAUUAGGGUUAAAUUCAGGGAGCAUUGGACUGGUCUUGACCUCUUCCGUUAUCUCCAAGAUCAACAGAUCGCCAACAUGCCCUAUGAGUCGCUAGGAUUCAGGGAGAUUAUCCGGAACUGCACCGAUUGGCCCGACUCCACAUACUUCACCACCUCCGUGUUUCAUCAGAAUGUCGAGUAUGAGGGACAGAUGCAUCUAGACGGCAAUUCGUACCGAAUGGGAGGCGUUGGUGUUUUGGACAACUUCACUGAUCUCACGCUGGCCUCCAAGUCCUGUGGUCAAGAGAAGCUCGAUGUCUCAAUCGGGUACUCGCUCAAGGGCCCCAUUCCAGCAACCUUCAUCGCUAAAGCCCUUAACAUGGUUUGCGAGACUGUGCAGAGCCUGAUUGCCAACCCCAGCGUCCCACUUGCCUCCCCUGCCACUAUCCGCUCCCUGCCUAGCCAGGUCAUUCGUGAAACACCCAGAGCAUCUGAUACACCCUUCCUCUCGUCAAAUCUAAACAGCCAGAAGAUGUCGGAGAUUGUAAUUCACUCAGAUAUCCUUACCCGGUCCUGGCAGCAGGUGCUACCCCGUCGGACUGACAACCCACAAUACCAACUCGAUGCAUCUUUCUUCGACCUGGGCGGAGACAUCAUGAAUGUUGCCCAACUGGUCUGGAUCCUGGGAGAAGAAGGCUUCAGUGUCCGUUUGGAAGACCUUCUCGAACACCAUACGUUCCUGGGAAUGAUGGCCGUGAUGGCGAUGCACCACAAACCAGAACUGAAUGCCAGAAUGGCAGCGACCAUGGCUGAAGAACCAGCCAAGGAAAUGAGAAUGACUAUGACAAAGAGCAACAGCUGGAGCUCGCUGGGCAAAGCGAUGACGCUUGCUAAGAGAUUUACUAGAUGGGGGGCUGUAGCAGCCAAAAAGUGAGGUUUACAUUCAUUGUGGAGGAUACAUAACACACUCUUUCGAUUUCUACCAUGUACUAUUCUGUUUUUUCUGUAUCGCAUAUGAUUGUGUUGAACUACAUUCCUUUUUGUUUCCAUGUUUGACGUUGAAUAUUAACUGUCUUCUUUUGGAAACUAGAUAUGAUGAUGAUCUAGAUUUUUUGUUAUUAAAAGCUCAUCUGAUAAUCUAUGUUUGCAUAGAUCUGUUUUGACUAUAGCUCAUCAUUUUGAUAGUCUUAAAACCUCCCAAUCAGUCUGAGAUGGGUAGAGGAUGAUAGAGACUGUGGUUAUGCCAUCAUCAUUCC
Messenger RNA from Aspergillus welwitschiae, 19129 nucleotides. It is a transcript of the gene nrps1, whose product is annotated as nonribosomal peptide synthase Pes1. Lineage: Eukaryota; Fungi; Ascomycota; Eurotiomycetes; Eurotiales; Aspergillaceae. The coding region runs from base 1 to 18807 and encodes 6268 amino acids. The transcript is spliced from 8 exons. The record is from RefSeq and is a predicted model, not a curated record. Gene Ontology annotation, molecular function: catalytic activity.